GUUGCGAUCAUUUAUUGGCGCAAAACUGUAAACAAUAUAUAAAUAAUUGUUUUUAAGUUAUUAUUAGUUUAUUAUUUGUUUCGGUGAUUACGAUGAGUGCUAUUAAACGGCGAACAAACGGUAGCGGCGGUGGCCAAAAGGGAUGUCGGGCUAUGGCACUCAUUUCGGUGGCCAACGAUUGCCUGAACCCACUGUCAAAGAUUGUUGACCAGACGUUGUUGUCGUACCGCGAGAAUCAACUGAAUCUCGAUCUUGAGUGUCAUCGAUGGCCAGAAAUGGACGACCAAUGCCAGCAAUGGAUCAUACAAUUGACUGAAGAUAAUAUGAAGACCUAUUACGAUGAAAGUUCAAACGGUUGGUCCAGAAGUAACAAACUGAAAGAAUUUCGCCAUAAAACCAGUCGGCAUCUGGUCUUAAGGUGUGCGGACACCCGACGAUUGAUAGCUUUUGUUCACUUUCGGUUCGAGGUCGGCGGUACCGAUUCCGAAUCAGCGGUCUACUGUUACGAAUUGCAAGUAGUGGCCAGUCAUCAACGGUUAGGUAUUGGUCGCUAUCUCAUGUCGUGUCUCUAUGCCAUUGGCCGGGCAUUCAAUAUGCAUAAAGUUAUGCUAACUGUUUUCAAACACAACACCAUUGCCAUGGAUUUCUAUGCGAAGACAUUGAAGUACCGAAUAGAUAGGUCGUCGCCGAGUCGGUGCCAAAUGAACGCCGACUAUGAAAUACUUUGUCUAACUGUUGAUAAAAAGGGUCCGCAAAUUGAUAAAUAAUAUCAACAACUGUUUUGAACAAUAAUAUCUUGUAAUUGUUUCCAAUA
Molecule: messenger RNA, 814 nt
Organism: Oppia nitens
Lineage: Eukaryota; Metazoa; Arthropoda; Arachnida; Sarcoptiformes; Oppiidae
Gene: Naa40
Product: N-alpha-acetyltransferase 40-like
Exons: 1
Coding region: 93-767 (224 amino acids)
Cellular component (GO): nucleus
Molecular function (GO): histone H2A acetyltransferase activity; histone H4 acetyltransferase activity; protein N-terminal-serine acetyltransferase activity
Source: RefSeq, a predicted model, not a curated record